Molecule: messenger RNA, 492 nt
Organism: Eucalyptus grandis
Lineage: Eukaryota; Viridiplantae; Streptophyta; Magnoliopsida; Myrtales; Myrtaceae
Product: pentatricopeptide repeat-containing protein At1g62670, mitochondrial-like
Exons: 1
Coding region: 1-492 (163 amino acids)
Molecular function (GO): protein binding
Source: RefSeq, a predicted model, not a curated record
AUGACGCUCGUAGAGUUGUCGAUGUUUUUCAAGAGAAAUGCGAUCUCCCUCUUCUCUAUCUCCAUUCGCUCGUUUCACUUUCGUAGUUCGCAUGCUACUUCAAGCAAGACUCCUAAUUCAUCAGCAAGCUACACGCACGGCGAAUCUGGACCCGACGGUGGUUUCAGGAGGCUCCAUGAUGCCGUUUCCUGCUUCGACGCAAUCGUCAAGAUGCAAGCUUUGCCUCCCGUGAAGGAAUUCAGCCGGGUGUUGUCCAUCGUGGUUUGGAUGAGGCAUUACUCUGCCGCCGUCGCUUUGAUCAAGGAGAUGCAUUCUCGCGGGGUGGGCUUGAAUGUCUACAUCUGGGGGAUCCUGAUGAACUGCCUCUGCCGCUUGAGGAGGGUGGAGCUGUGUUUUGCUAUUCUAGGCAGAGUCUUGAAGCUCGAUUUCAAGGCCAACUUGGUGAUGUUGAACACGCUAUAUAAUACCGAGGAAAUAAGAUGCAAACUGUAA